AUGAGGAAGUUGGUCCGUCAUGAGAAAAGAACGAAUACGUUUUUUUCGUUCACCGGAAUCUUCUUUCAACGCUUCUACAGAAACCAGUCGCACCCGAAAGAAUGGACCAGGAUGACCGUCUAUGGAGACAGUAAAGCCGAGAUUGUGGAUUGUAUGUGGAACAUUGCGUUGGCUAAAAUAGAACGGCAGGUGGUGUUUGACCAAGACACUCCCCGAUGGUCUGAAAACGUACAGCCCACAGUUAAUGACGUCGAUGAAUUCGUAACAUUGCAGGACACCACCAAGAAGAAGAUGUACGCAAUUGAAUCCGUUUCAACCAGGAUUUUGAGAGGAUGGAAGGGAAAAACUGUGCGAGUUUAUGUGUACGUGUGGUCAACUAAUGUUGAAACCAGUGCCCAACAUCAGGCCGUUCUGCGGAAGUUGCUUUCACCUCAAAAUCCAGAUCGAGCUGGAGCACAUUCUGUCCGAGACGAUUCUGCUUUGGCAGAUGGACUGCGUGAUAAACAUAAUCACCUGGAAGGACAUUACAGCUCGUGGCUCUUAUGGGCUAACGUAAUUCAUUCCUCGCCAGCAUACAACAAGACGAAAUGA
Messenger RNA from Ochlerotatus camptorhynchus, 591 nucleotides. RefSeq lists its product as uncharacterized. The transcript is spliced from 2 exons. Lineage: Eukaryota; Metazoa; Arthropoda; Insecta; Diptera; Culicidae. The record is from RefSeq and is a predicted model, not a curated record. The coding region runs from base 1 to 591 and encodes 196 amino acids.